Molecule: messenger RNA, 2383 nt
Organism: Eublepharis macularius
Lineage: Eukaryota; Metazoa; Chordata; Lepidosauria; Squamata; Eublepharidae
Gene: AAGAB
Product: alpha and gamma adaptin binding protein
Exons: 10
Coding region: 21-959 (312 amino acids)
Source: RefSeq, a predicted model, not a curated record
CAGACUUGCCGGAGGGGACCAUGGCAGUUCCGUGCGCCUUGAUCACCAGCUGCGUGGCGGAGUUCCCCGGCGAGGAGCUGGUGAAACGUAUCAUUGGAGCAGAAGAGCUUCCUGCGGAUGUUUCUUCAGGUGGGGGAGCCCGGUUUUACCCCUGGACAAUAGACAAUAAAUACUACUCAGCUGCCAUCCAUCUGUGCGUUGUGCCAAAUAAGUUUCUUGUGACAGGUGAAAUUGCUGAAUCUGUGCAAGCCUUCUUGGUUUAUUUUGACAGCUCAACCGUGUUGGGGCUAGAUAGCGUCUCUACGUGGCUUCCCCUCGUGGAAGAGUGGCUGCCAGAAGUGAUGAUCUUGGUCUGUGACAGAGUCUCUGAAACGGGAGUCAGCCGGCAGAAAGCACAAGAGUGGUGCAUCAAGCACAGCUUCGAGUUGGUGGAACUCAAUCCCGAGGAAGUGCCAGAUGAGGACGAUGACUUCCCAGAGUCCACCGGAGUGAAGCGAAUCAUCCAGGCCUUGAAUGCCAACGUCUGGUCAAACGUGGUGAUGAAAAACGAUAUGAAUCAGGGCUUUGGAUUCCUCACUGCUUUAGCAGGUGCAACCCACAGCAUUGCCUCAGAAAAGAACGAAGCUUCAGAACCCGAUCCCUUGCCAGUGGAGAGCGCAGAGUCCUCGGAACACAGAGGAGGAGAAGCAGCUGAUGCAGAUGGUUGGCCGGUGGACACAGUUGCUGAUCCCAUGCUGGAUCUCGACAUUCAGGAGCUUGCCAGUCUGACCACAGGAGAGGGAGACCUGGAAAACUUUGAGCGCCUUUUCUCCAAGCUGAAGGAAAUGAAAGAGAAGGCAGCCACCUUGCCUCGGGAGCAGAGGAAGCUGCAUGCAGAAAAGGUUGCCAAAGCAUUCUGGAUGGCCAUUGGAGGAGACAGGGAUGAGAUCGAAGGCCUGUCUUCUGAUGAGGACAACUGAGGUCCUUUGGAGCUCGUAUCGUGGAGCAGACCGGGAUUCUUGUGAUGCAUGUGCCAGCUGUUCUGGGCUGCUGUGAUGGUUUUUGACAAAGGCCUCCUUCCAUCAGAACCUCCAGAAAGAACACAACUCUUUGCUUGCUUUGAUAUUGUUCCAGGGCAGCAGCAAAGUAGGCGGCUCAACAUCUUGUUCCCUUGCCUGGAUUCAUCAACAGCAGCAGGAGUUGUCUGGUUAAUGGAGUCACAAACUUGUGUUUUCUGGUCAUCUUCUUGCAUCUCAGACAGCCUCUCUCUUGGCGACUGGCUUCUUGUGUUCUCCAUUUCCUCCCCCUUCUGCCUGUCUUCUGCUUCAAAGCAGAUGCUGGUGUCUGGAAGGGGCAAGCGAGUCCUCGGGAACCUUUGGGGCGGGGUGGGGGGGGCACGAUUGCUCUGGAAGCGCUCGCACAAUGGAGAAGCGUAACGAGCAAAGCAUUAACUGUCGUCACCUAAAAUGCAUUUUGAUUUCUUUAUGUUGCAUCUUUAUCUGUCAUCGUGGUGGCGAGCAUGGAAAAGGAAAUGUUUGGAAGUGAUUGGAGUGGGGGUUGUUGGUCCCUGACAAUGGAUAUGGAAGUAACAAACUGGAAGAAACUUAGGUGUACAGUUAAGUUUUUAAUUGUUGGUCAUGCACAGUCCGUUUCAAUGAUGUGUGACUCUUCGGAGUGUCUCGUAAGCUGCGACUGGGAGAAUUUUAGCCGCCUCCUGGAUGCCGAGGCCAAGGAUAGUAAACUCUGUGGUUCCAGGGGGAGCAAACAACCCACCGUCCCGCUACACUCUCAGUGGUGGGAUGAUUGGCAAGUGGUUCAGGGACCACUGCUAGGCUUUCAGAAUUGGGGAUCAUUUAACAAAAUUGGACAAAGUGGGUCAAAUUGCUGGGUCAAAGUGUCUCUGAGUUUCCAAGGACUUUAACACAUGUAUGGCAAGGUAAUUUGGAUUCUGGUCGUGUUGGGAUGGCUGUGGGUAGUGUUUGGGAACAACGCUGUCCUUUCCCAGGAGGACCAUUUAUCUUCGCCCAAAUGUUAUUGCCAGGAUAUAUGAGCUGCUUAGCUAGAACGUGCACUCGUGCAUACAGACAAUAUCUCACAAAAGUCAUUUCCACUCAGUUGAAGCACUUUAUCUUAAAACUUAGGUCUACUUUAAAUUUAAAUGCAAGUAGGAAAACUAGCUAGUUUUAUGUUUAAAGCGAAGGGGUUGGGGGCCCUUUCUGCUCAGGCGGUUAAGCCAAGGCCCUAAUCCGUUAGGACGUUUUCUGUAUGUAACUUUUUGAAGGGAGCAGCUUGUUCAGAACAUCCCCCGUGGUAGGGGGUGAGGCCCAGCGAACGUUUCCUGUGUCUUAAUGCUUUUUGUGUACUGUAAAAUGGGCUAAAUAAAGUCCGAUUGAACUACAGGCUC